Messenger RNA from Solanum lycopersicum (tomato), 1772 nucleotides. RefSeq names its product 3',5'-bisphosphate nucleotidase AHL. Gene Ontology annotation, biological process: phosphatidylinositol phosphate biosynthetic process; sulfate assimilation. Lineage: Eukaryota; Viridiplantae; Streptophyta; Magnoliopsida; Solanales; Solanaceae. The record is from RefSeq and is a predicted model, not a curated record. Gene Ontology annotation, molecular function: 3'(2'),5'-bisphosphate nucleotidase activity.
UUAUAUAAUCCAGGGGAAACUCCGGCCUCCGCGGCUCCUUGGCCUUCAAGGAGUCUCUGACUGUGUCUCUAUAUAAAGGAUAAACAAAUUGAGUCCACAACAAAACUCUGUUUUUUUCAAGCCAAUCAUUGAAACCAAAAAAAAAAAAAAAUCAUCCCCUGUUUCUUUAUUCAUCUAUAAAAGAAAAAAAAACUAAUCUUUAUUAUGUCUUCUUGUACUACUAGCUUUUCAACCAAAGUGUCACCAACUUUUAGGAAGAAUGAUAUUUUCCUGAAAAAACAAAUGUUGGGAACUAUUUCUUUUUCUUCCAAGAAAGAUUCUUACUUGGGUUUCACUGCCCAAACUAGUAGUCAAACAGAUUUUGUGUCUGCAAUGGAUGAAGAUUGUAAAUUGGAAUUGAAAUCGAAUUAUAUAUCAGAUGGGUAUUGUAAAGAAUUGGAGAUUGCUGUAAGAGCUGUUCAUAUGGCUUGUUUGCUCUGCCAGAGGGUUCAAGAAAAUUUGUUAUCUGAAACCUCUGAACAUGUUCAUUCUAAGGAGGAUGACUCUCCUGUCACAAUUGCUGAUUGGAGCGUCCAAGCAAUUGUCAGCUGGGUACUGUCCGAGGCUUAUGGCAGUAACGUCUCUAUUGUUGCUGAAGAAGAUGUAGAAGCUCUUUCCAAGGCUAGCGCAGCUGGUCUGUUAGAAGCAGUAGUAAGAACUGUGAAUGAGUGUCUAGCCGAUGCUCCUCGUUUUGGACUGAAAGGUCCUGGUACUGAUCUGGAUGCUAAAGCUGUUCUUGAGGCCAUAAGUCGUUGCAGCUUAGCAGGUGCCAGAGGUAGCAAGUUUUGGGUACUGGAUCCUGUUGAUGGCACGUUGGGUUUCGUGCGUGGAGAUCAAUAUGCCAUUGCUUUGGCAUUGAUAGAAGACGGAGAACCUGUGCUUGGGGUUCUCGGAUGUCCAAAUUAUCCUAUGAAGAAGGAAUGGCUUAGUUAUCAAAAUGGUUAUAGGAGAAUCUUAUCUAGGUUGAGCUCCUCUACAUCUGAAUCUUCGGAUAGAGGUUCUGUACUUUAUGCAAGGAAAGGUGGCGGCAGGGCCUGGAUGCAACCGUUACUGCGCGGAGAAAGUAAGUUUGUGUGGCCAAACGCUGCAAGGGAAAUUAGAGUAUCCUCCAUCGAUAACCCAGCACUAGCUACCUUUUGUGAACCAGUUGAGAAGGCAAAUUCAAGCCAUUCAUUCACAGCAGGACUGGCUCAUAGUGUUGGACUUCGGAACCAGCCGUUACGUGUAUACAGCAUGGUAAAGUAUGCAGCCAUAGCUCGAGGAGAUGCUGAGAUAUACAUGAAGUUCGCUAGGGCUGGUUACAAGGAGAAAAUAUGGGAUCAUGCAGCUGGUGUUCUUAUCAUUGAAGAAGCCGGUGGAGUGGUGACCGAUGCAGGAGGGCAACCACUAGACUUCUCAAAAGGCGAAUACUUAGAAGGACUUGAUCGCGGUAUAAUUGCUUGCGCUGGAGCCAAACUGCACGAAACGAUCAUCGGGGCUGUAGAUGCUAGCUGGAACUCCUCUAGCCUUUAACCUACUGUAUGUUACUCAAAAAUUUCAGCCUAAAAUGUGGUCAAAUGGUGUGCAUAGAAUCAUCUAUGUUGCAAAUAUGAAUAAAUGAUAGUACUAGGCAUUUACUGCAACCGUGGGUAAUGAUUUUUUUUUUAUUUUCUACCCGAUGUUUGAUAUCGUUAUUGGAGCCUGACUAAAUUUAAAUUCGUAUCGAGAAGUGGAGGCACUGAUUUAUUGCACUA